Entelurus aequoreus (snake pipefish) is the source of this 3615-nucleotide messenger RNA. RefSeq lists its product as uncharacterized. The coding region runs from base 1 to 3615 and encodes 1204 amino acids. The record is from RefSeq and is a predicted model, not a curated record. NCBI's taxonomy places the organism in Eukaryota, Metazoa, Chordata, Actinopteri, Syngnathiformes, Syngnathidae. The transcript has a single exon.
AUGGAAGCAGCGGAGAAAACUCUCACUUACCGAGAUGGCCCCGGACCUGACAAGCUUCUUAAGGGGGGCACCGGGGGACAUGUCCAGACAAGGAGCGAGUCCAACUACGUGGAUCUGGACAUGAGACCGGAUGGAAACAAGACCGUGAAAGUGACGUUCACCGGCGAAGGGAGCCAGCUGUCUGUCAAGAGCGACGGCUCCAAGCAGGGAGAGCCCAGACCUGCCCCGGAGGAGCUGCCCUCGGGGGACUCUUUGGACAUGGCCGGUGGCGUCGCUGACCCGACUCCAGCCGAGGAGCAGGACUCCGGGGACGGGGUUCGGAGCGAGUUAAGCGAAGAGGACGAGCUCCAGUACACGGACAUGUACCUAAACAGCCGAACCGAGUCCGACGACGGCACCAGCGAGGCGGCGCUCUCCGACCACAGCGGCACGGACACGCUGAAGGACGAGUCUCACUACAUCACCACGCACGAGAUUCAGCUGACGGAACUCGACCACGAAGUGGACUACGACCUGGGCCGGGGCGCCAGCUGGGAUUUCGAGGACGACAACUUGGUCUACACCUUUGUGGAUUACGCCUCGUUUGAAAGCGACGACACCCGGACCGGGACUUUGAUCCUGGAGGGAAAAGUGGGCUCCAAACUUGGCGUGAGUACCGAGCAGGACGACAGCGAUCUGUGCGACUCGGAUAAAUGUGCCAGCUCGGACGAAAGCUUGUGUAAGGACCACAUGAUCGGGGAUGCCGGUUUGGGGGAAAUCCACCUAUCCGUUAAACCGUCCGAAGAGGAGCCUGCGGGUGUUGUGGACCAGGGCGCCAAACACUUCUCUUUUGUAAGACCCGGACCCUUAGGAGAUAACAAAGCAACAUUUUUCAUCCCAGCUCCGGGCCGCCAACAUCUUGCAACCAAACUACGACGGAAAGACAUUAACGAGUAUUCCAGCGGCGCCUCCAGCUCCAUCAGCGAGCUCGAUGACGCCGAUAAAGAAGUGCGUAAUUUAACCGCCAGGUCUUUCCGGAGCUUGGCGUGCCCCUACUUUGAUACCAUUAACUUGAGCACCUCCAGCGAGUCGUCGUCCAUGUCGGAGUACAGUCUAAACAAGUGGUCCGCCUACGUGGAUUGGAAUUACGGACACAUGCCCAGAGGGGCAGAGCGCAGCGUCAUUGCGCACAAGACCUCCAGCGCCACACUGGAAAUGAACCGGACAUUGGAGAAAGCGGCACAAGCCGCUAAGAGGCUAUCUGUGGGUCAAAAGGCGGAGCUGAAAGAUCCGGCAGGUGUCACGUUGAAUGUGCAGUGUAACGUAGAAGCAGCGGGUACAAGGCGACCUAAGAGCACCAGGAACAGGUCCGGCGAGGCCCACGGCGCGGUGUUGGCGAGGUCAGGAUGCCAGAUGCAGUACCAACAGACGGACAGCACGGGGAACACGCAGAAGAGGGCCAUUUUUGCCUCCAGUCUACUCCAAAACGUCAUUUCCAAAAAGAUGCAGUUUGAGCACGAGCGCAAGAUGGAGAGAGGAGAGCUCUUCAACGCGUCCGUCUCCCCUUGCUCUCUGGAGGGGGGCAACGACAGGAGUGCGGCCUUGAGGGGCUUUCAAAGGCAGAGCUCAGAAUCCAGCACGGGUUUCACUAAUUCCGGAGACGAGCCGCCUUCAGAGGGAGGCAGCAGGCCGGCUUCCUGUGAGCCCGUAGAGGAGCAGAAAAGCAGCAAUGCCGCGGAGGAACCCUGCCAGAGGCCCAAAGUGGUCCUCAGCCACAGUCAGACCAGCGCCUUUAAUUCAUGGAAGGACAAAGGGGCCGCCAAGGAGGAAUCGGACCGGAGCAACAUGUUGACCAAACUCCUGUUUGUGCCAAGCUGGCAGCGUAUCUCCAAGGAAACGGACGUCGGAGACGCGGCGUGUCAAAAAAGCGGGACGGCGCUCCAAACGGGAAACACGGAGAGCGAAAGCGACAAGGGCACAAAAACACCCGAGAUCAAAAUAUGCCUAAGAAGCGUGAAGGAAAAUAAUGGCGGCUCGUUGAACAUCGCCAGCCUGCUAACCCCCAAAAUAAGCUCCAACGCAGGAAACACUUUCAGGGCAGCGAGCGGCGCCAAAUAUCACAUCUUGUCCGCGUCUGAUAAGAUCCCAAAUUUUACUGUCCGGGACAUAAGAGACACCAAGGGCAAGUUCCAAACGCCCAUUUAUCGAGUGCGGGACGUGCGCAAACUGGUGAAAAGCUCGUAUCGCUUAGUUUCUCUGGAUAACGGCGACGGUAAAGGCGGCACGGGAGAAGCGGCUGACAAAGUGGAAGACAAAGCCGAAGACAAGACAAAGACGCAGCCGGUUAAACAAGUGUCGCCUUCUCCCAUUGUCAUUAAAUGCCACUCGGUAAAAACCCACGUCAAGUCGCCCGGCAGAGCGCCACCUGUUGGCACUAAGCAGCCCAAUCCUGACCAAGCGGAAGCCGACAAAGUGUUGAAGCAAAGGCAGGAGAAGUUUGCGGGCGAGGCGGCCGACUGGCGGGCGGAGCCAAGAGUUCCCAAACAGGCGGCGCUGGAGAAGCUGAAAGCCGCCGUGAAGACGAUGGAGCAGCUUUACGUUUUUGACCGCAACGAAUGGAAACGCAAAGCUCAACCGCCGCAGCCGAUCACAGACAGCCAUGUGCUGUCGCUCAUCGCCAGCGAGGAGCAAGGCGCCGAAGAGGAGGAAGAAAACUUCGACAAGCCGCCGCCGCGCAAAACAUUCAGCAACAAAAGCGUCCUCCAUCUUGGCAACAGCAACAAGGUCAUCAUCGGCUCGGCGGAAAGCUCCGAGGCGCCGCUCUCGGUGAAAAUAGAACCUCCAAAACAAGGGCAGGUGGAGCAGAGGCAGCUCCAAAUGAGUCCCGCUAAUCCCAACGUCACGCCAAGCGACUCGGGGAACUAUUUAACCAUACCCGGCCUGGGCUACGCCGACAAUAUCAAAGUGACCGACAGGACGGAGUCAAAGGUGUGCCAACAAGCUGACGCCAAGAGAGUAUUCAUGGCCGAGUACCCGGCUUCUUCUAUCUAUCAUCAGCACGGUCCGCAGACGCAGCAGGUGUUGUGUUUCUCCCCGCCCAUCACCACGCUCUCACCCUCUACAGCAGAAGCAGGUCUACAAACGCAGCGGAAAAUGCUUCUGGACCCCACCACCGGACAUUACUACCUGGUGGACACACCCGUACAAGCCCCCACCAAGCGGCUCUUCGACCCAGAGACGGGGCAAUACGUAGACGUGCCCCAUUCCCCGGUGGCGCCCAUGGCCCCCGUCGCCCCCGUGCCGCCCCUCGCCCUCAGCCCGGGAGCCUUCGCACCCACCUAUAUGAUUUACCCGGGGUUCAUCCCCUCGCCCACGCUGCUGCCGCAGUCGCCCGUCCCCUUGGAGCCCAGCGAAAAGGCGCUGAAAAACACCAGAAGCGCCAAGCAGGAAGUGAAGGAGAGCCCCUAUUACAGCGCCACAGCCGAGGCCCCGCCCACGCCCUCCUCGGCCAGAGGGGGCGUGGCCAGCGUGGACAGAAAGCCGAUUAUCAGCAUCACGACGCAGCAAGGUCCAAGAAUCAUCGCGCCGCCUUCCUUUGACGGGACAACAAUGAGCUUUGUGGUGGAGCAUCGGUGA